Messenger RNA from Hibiscus syriacus, 414 nucleotides. RefSeq lists its product as uncharacterized. The record is from RefSeq and is a predicted model, not a curated record. Bases 1 to 414 code for a protein of 137 amino acids. Lineage: Eukaryota; Viridiplantae; Streptophyta; Magnoliopsida; Malvales; Malvaceae. The transcript has a single exon.
AUGACUGAUGCUUUGAGGCGAAAGACAAUGUUCGAUCUUAUGGCCUUGCUUACAUGCCUGAGUUUAACCAAUAAUGGUGGGCUACUAGCAGAGUUACAAGUUGAACCUAAGUUGGUUAAAGAAGUGAAGGAACUUUAUAGAACCAACACCUGUUUGUUGGCUAAGGAACAUCAACAUUGGGGACGGUUCUGUGUUCCAUCGAUCAAUAAGUUGCAAGCCAAGUUCCUUGGAGAGGCACACUGUAGUUUAUUUUCGUUCUAUCUAGAAGGAAACAAGAUGUAUCAAGACCUACGACAAAUGUAUUGGUGGGAAGGAAUAAAAAAUGAUAUAACUGAGAUCGUGUCUAGGUGCUUGGCCUGUCAGCAAGUCAAAGCAGAACAUCAAGUUUCGUUAGAAUUGAUUCAGCCUAUGUAG